AAAUCGUGCCGACUUAGGCAACUCAGAGAUGGCUCAAGAAGCGACGCCAUGGUGGUUCUCAAAGACGUUCUUCCACUUUCAACUAAGUUUGUUACAUCUGUGAACAAUUUUUUCGAUUGGUAUGAAGGCCUAGAGUUUCAGCAGUGGCGCAAUAAAAUACCCUGGAUUCUGCAAAAGACGGUUGGUUACAGACAACUCAGUGAAAUGCUCUUGCAAAGGUAUGAAGCCACUCUCGCUCCGCUCAAGAAGAGACAGGACCAAGCACGGCUUCUCGUAACAGAAUUGGAGGGUCUUAAAAGAAGCUAUGAAAGGAAAAAGAGAGAAUUUGAAGACGCCGCAAGUGCCAAGCGAGGCUGGGCCAUUGGACUCGCUUUUGUUCCGUUUGUAAACUUGGUAGCAUCGCCUGCAGUAGCAUGUUUCGCGGAGUCCGAUAUUGAAGAAGCAUCCAGACAAAGUGCCUUGGCAGUGGUUCAAAAAGAUGCUGCAAGAAAAGUCAGUGGAAAGUUGAUCCCUGCACUGCACGACUUUGUCGCUUGCGUCACAAAAGCAGCAGGUUUCUUCUCCGUAAUGGAACAGGAAUUUCGAAAGUUUGGAGCUAAAGCUGAAAAAGGAAACGAUACGCGCAAGUUUCUG
Molecule: messenger RNA, 633 nt
Organism: Porites evermanni
Lineage: Eukaryota; Metazoa; Cnidaria; Anthozoa; Scleractinia; Poritidae
Source: the annotation of a GenBank genome assembly